Molecule: messenger RNA, 1958 nt
Organism: Malania oleifera
Lineage: Eukaryota; Viridiplantae; Streptophyta; Magnoliopsida; Santalales; Ximeniaceae
Product: protein DMR6-LIKE OXYGENASE 1-like
Exons: 4
Coding region: 433-1527 (364 amino acids)
Molecular function (GO): dioxygenase activity
Source: RefSeq, a predicted model, not a curated record
UGGGUGAAAUCCAUUUCAACUUAGCUUGUGUCAACAGAAAUUGCACUCCACUGUUUUGGGUCUUGCAAGAGCCAUUCAAUUCUCUUUUUCAUUGGGGAUCCCUUGGGAGAAACUUGGAGGGAAAAAAUGUGAUUAAAAUUUUUUAGAUAAUAAAGUCGGCAGUAUGUUCUUAAAUGACUCAAAUCGUUCUUGUCUGGACACAGGUAUAGCAUUGGGCCGUUUAUUUAUUUAUUAGUUUUUGGGUUUCUCAUGGUGAGGGUCCGGCAAAGUGUGUGGUCGUUGCCACGUGAUUCAUACCCACGUAAUUCAAGUCCUUACCUUCCAAGACAGAAUUAUGCAGUUCGGGAAAUGCCUAGCCACCUCUGUUCCAAAUUUUCAGUAGUUGAAGCACAGAAAUAGACCUUUUGUUGAGUUGGAACAAUUUUUUCGUUCAUGGAAGCCAAACCCUUCACCUUCAGGUCGGCCAAUGGCACAACCCCUCUCACCCUUUCCUCCAAUUUCAUCCUUCCCAAGGACAGAAGGCCACUCCUCUCAGAGGUACUCACUUCAGCCUCCAUCCCAAUCAUCGACAUGAGCGAGCAGGAGCAGAGCAGUGGAGAUGAUGGGCGUGCCCACGGUGAACCGUCCCCACUGGUUCAGAAAAUUUCACAAGCCUGCGAGGAAUUUGGGUUCUUUCAGAUCAUCAACCACGGCGUCCCCCGAGACUUAUGCCGGAAGAUGAUGACCGCCGUCGCCCAAUUCUUUCAGCUGCCCCCGGAAGAAAGGGCACAGCUCUUCUCCGAAGAUCCUACGAAGCCAGUCAAAAUUUUGAACUAUAACCUCAAAAUUGAAGGCCAAGAGAAGGUCUCAAUGUGGAGUGAGAGCUUCUCCCACCCAUGGGAUCCAGUGGAUGAUUUUGCCCAUCUCUUGCCCACGAAUCCUCCCCUUUAUAAGGAGGUUGUGGGUGAGUAUGCGAAGGAGAUUGGAGCAUUGGUGAGCAGGCUUCUGAGAUUGUUGUCCAGAGGGCUUGGGCUAGAGGAGGAUUGUUUACAGAAGAGAGUUGGUGAGAGGCCAAGGCUUCGGGCGCAAGCCAACAUGUAUCCACCAUGUCCGGAUCCUGAGCAGACACUGGGGCUGGCUGUUCACACUGACCUUAAUGCAUUGACAGUACUCUUGCAGUCGGAAGGGGUGAGUGGUCUCCAAGUGAUCAAAGAUGGGAAAUGGGUGGCUGUUGAUCCUGUUCCUAAUGCAUUUGUCAUCAAUCUGGGUGACCAAAUUCAGGUUCUAAGCAAUGGAAGGUAUAAGAGUGUGCAUCAUAGGGCCGUGACUAACAAGAAGAUGGAACGGAUGUCGCUGGCAAUGUUUUACGGACCAAACAAGGACACCAUUAUUGGUCCAAUUGAGGAUUUGGUAGAUGAAGAACACCCUCCAUUGUAUCGUAGUUAUCAUUUUGCGCAGUACCUUGAUGAAUUCUUCAAGCAAAUGGGAACGAGGCGUAUGGUGAAAGAAGUUUUCGAGUUGCGACAUCAAGGGUUGUGCGGCUCGUAGGCGAGACUUAACCUGGUCGGUUCUCCAGGUAAGUCACUAUACUCUACACUACUCCAGCUCGGCCAAACUGCAUACACUCCUAAGCUCGGGACUGGUUGCUACCUCGUCAAACCGGCCCCCUCCACCCAGUGAACUAAGGAGUUGCAUACUUUCCGAGCGCGGUCGACGAUUCCUAUAUAGUAUCUGAGGUAUGUGGUUGCACUCUAUCUGUAUCUAGCAACGGUACCGUGCUCUGUAAUCUAUAUUUGUACUGUAUCUGUCUGUAAUCUUUCCACAGGGAUCUGAUACUAUAUAUAUAUACAUACUGUACUCUUUAUAUUGUUCUCAUUAUAUUUCCAAAAUAACCAUAACACUAUAUUACUGUACUAUAAAUACUGUAAUAUCUGUAACAUCUUGAUGCUAUAAUGUGUAAUCUAUCUGUACUUUCUUUC